Jatropha curcas is the source of this 738-nucleotide messenger RNA. Its product is annotated as histone H2B.9. NCBI's taxonomy places the organism in Eukaryota, Viridiplantae, Streptophyta, Magnoliopsida, Malpighiales, Euphorbiaceae. The record is from RefSeq and is a predicted model, not a curated record. Gene Ontology annotation, molecular function: protein heterodimerization activity; DNA binding; structural constituent of chromatin. Gene Ontology annotation, cellular component: nucleosome.
CUUUCGCAAUCGCACACAUCUACCAAACAAACAGAUCGCCCCUUAAUUCACUCCAGUUCGAUUUAAAUCCCUUCAAUUUCUUUGGAGUUCGUUUGAUGGCACCGAAGGCCGAAAAGAAGCCGGCUGAGAAAAAACCGGUGGCGGAGAAAUCUCCAGCCUCGGCGGAGAAGAGACCAAAGGCGGAGAAGAAGAUCUCGAAGGAAGGCGGCGAGAAGAAGAAGAAGAAGAUAAAGAAGAGCAGCGAGACAUAUAAGAUCUACAUUUUUAAGGUGUUGAAACAGGUGCAUCCUGAUAUUGGGAUAUCAAGUAAAGCUAUGGGGAUUAUGAACAGUUUUAUUAAUGAUAUUUUCGAGAAACUUGCACAAGAGGCAUCUCGAUUGGCUAGGUAUAACAAGAAACCAACUAUUACAUCUAGGGAAAUUCAGACUGCUGUGCGAUUGGUUCUUCCUGGAGAGCUCGCAAAACACGCUGUUUCUGAAGGGACUAAAGCAGUUACCAAAUUUACUAGCUCUUAAUGGAAUAGUUUUCUGAGAGAUUCAGCCUGAUGUUUGAAUCAGAAAAUUAGUUUUCUUUUCCCCUUUUUCUGUUGUUGAAUAUAUUUUUUUUAAAUGGUUGGUUGGAAAUAAUCUCUCGCCUUUUCUCUUCCUCUGAUUGAAUGUACAGGGAAAUGUUCUCGUUGAUUAAUUAGAUUUAAUAAUAAUUAGUUUUGAAUCGUGGGAUGAAUUUAAUUUGGAAAAA